Messenger RNA from Triticum urartu, 1501 nucleotides. RefSeq names its product putative indole-3-pyruvate monooxygenase YUCCA11. The record is from RefSeq and is a predicted model, not a curated record. Lineage: Eukaryota; Viridiplantae; Streptophyta; Magnoliopsida; Poales; Poaceae. Gene Ontology annotation, molecular function: monooxygenase activity; flavin adenine dinucleotide binding.
GCUUCUACUCCUCGCCGCCCUACGUCCCACCUUCUCUGUCACCCCGGCGUGAACCCCGAGGAUCGCCAAUGGCGCACGCGGCGGAGGGGGAGAAACCACGGGAGGAGGAGCAGGAGCACGAGGAGGAGGUGAUCAUCGUCGGGGCGGGCCCGUCGGGGCUGGCGGCCGCCGCGUGCCUGUCCCUGCGCGGGGUGCGGAACCUCGUCCUGGAGCGCGACGACUGCGUGGGGUCGCUGUGGCGGCACCGCACCUACGACCGCAUCCGCCUCCACCUCGCCAAGCAGCACUCGGCGCUGCCGCACGCGCCGCACGGCCCCGCGGCGCCGACCUACCUCCCGCGCGACGACUUCGUGCGCUACCUCGACGACUACGCCGCCCGCUUCGGCGUCCGCGUGCGGCUCCGCCGCGAGGUCCGCGAGGCCCGCUUCGACGAGGCGCGGGGCGCGUGGCUCGUCGAGGCUGUCGACCACGCCACGGGGCUGGUGGAGCGCUACGCCGCGAGGCACCUGGUGGCCGCCGCCGGGGAGAACGACGAGAAGGUGCUGCCGGAGGUGCCGGGGCUGGACGGCUUCCCCGGGAAGGUGAUGCACGCCUGCGAGUACCGGACGGGCAAGGGGAUGGAGGGGAAGGCGGUGCUCGUCGUCGGGUCCGGCAACUCCGGCAUGGAGAUCGCCUACGACCUCGCCGAGGCCGGCGCCGCCACCUCCAUCAUCGUCCGCAGCGAGCUUCACCUUGUGACCAAGGAGAUCUGGAACGUGGCGAUGACGCUAUACAGGUACCUGCCGCUGUGGCUGAUCGACCGGAUCGUGCUCUUCAUGUGCAGCGUCGUGUUCGGGGACACCUCCCGCUACGGCCUCCGCCGGCCCGCCAUUGGGCCCUUCUCCAUGAAGAUCCACACCCCAGCCUACCCUGUCGUCGACGUCGGCACCUACGCCAAGAUCAAGACCGGCGAGAUCCGGGUCCUGCCGGCGAUGAAGGCUGUGCACGGGAACGUCGUGGAGUUCGCCGACGGCAAGCGGCACCCGUUCGAUGCCAUCGUCUUCGCCACCGGCUACCGGAGCACAACCAAGAAGUGGCUCAAGAGUGACGAUGGGCUGAUCGGCGAGGACGGGAUGGCGCGGCGGAGCUUCCCGGAGCACUGGAAGGGGGAGAACGGCCUCUACUGCGCGGGGAUGGUGAGGAGGGGCCUCUACGGGAGCUGCGAGGACGCCGAGUCCAUAGCCGAGGACAUCAGCAAGAAGAAGAAGAAGCCACACCAAGCCUGACCAUGAUCAUCGUCAGAAGAGCAAUAAUACCUUCUGGAGUCGCACAGCGAUCGUUGGGCGAGAAACAAUGGGUGUGUUGUGAUUAAUAUCUCGAAACUUAAAUAAUCUGGAAAACUAGCCGUAGCUUAUCUGUGAUUAUCGGGGAAACUAUUAUCUGUUCGUUGCCUUGUCUGUGCACAGUCCGGCCCGGACACAGUCCAGGUUAAUAAUUUCCAGAUGCGAUCUGCAGACCGAUC